AUGGAAAUUGGACUGCCAUUAAUAAAGGAUGAAAUUGAUAAGAAUCUUAGGAUACUAGGAGCUUUUAUAUCAUCAGAUCAAACUAGUCAAGCAGAAGAUAAUGACAAUGAUACCAAUGAUGACAUUAUAUCAUUUAAUCCAAAAAAUAAUAAUAGAAACUUAGUAGAUGGAGAGAGUUCAGAAUCAAUUGUUGUAAGUAUUACAGAUGAUCAGGUAGUGAUAUGCUUAGAUCCACCAAACAAAUUGCUAUAUAAAACCUAUUUUUUCGAUCGUGUAUUUGGAAAAGACAUGAAUCAACAAAUGGUAUUUGAUUCCGUAGCUUAUCCAAUGUUGGAAGAUGUGCUGAAAGGGUUUAAUUGUACAUUGUUUGCAUAUGGUCAAACGUCGACUGUAAAAGUAUCUUAUGUUGAGUUAUAUAAUGAAGAAUUGAAGGAUCUGUUAUCUGAUAAUGAUCGAGAUAAAUUGAUAGUUUCCAUGAGGGGUUUGAAGAAUCAUAAAGAGAUUGAUAUAAACAAUGCCAAUUGUAAUGUUCCAACACCUUGUAAAUUUUCAAGUAAUGAUAGUUAUGCAUUGUUAAAGCAUCCACCAAAAGUAAUUUCUGGUGGUGGUAACCAUCCUGCCUUGAUAACUUAUAAUGGUGAAUUAUGGAUGACAGGCUCAGAUAUCGAUGGUCAAUGUGGCAAUAUCAUCAUCAAUGAUGAAACUAAUAGUGAUCAUAGUAACAGGUUUUACAAUUGUCUUCAACAAAUUGGCACAAAGAUUAAUUUGACUUCAGAUGAUAAGUGGGAAGUUCUCAGACUUUACUAUAGUACACUUUCAACUCUUAGUGAAGAAAGCUCAAUCAGCCAAGCAGUGAGAAAAAAGAUGGAAGCUGAGAAAAAAGAUUUUAUGGAGGAAGAUACAAAUGAAAUUGCAGAGGAAAAGGAUGAAACCACAGAUGAAUAUGCCUGCAUUGAGAAUGAAGUGUUUGAUGUGGAAAAUAAUGAAGGUGAUGAGCUGGAUGCCAUAUAUCGAACUCGACGUUGGAUAUUAUCUAGUGGUACAGAUGUGGGUCAAAUUUUGUCUGAAUACAGGCAAAAAAUUCCAGAGUCACAAAAGUCAGAUAAAUUACUUGAGUUUGGAUUUUUGGAACAAACAGAUAAAAUAUUUGCAGCGUGUUCAAGUCCAAAAUUACAAAUGGCACUAUUUAAUGCAACAUUGCCUUCAGGAGUUAAAAAAGAUCCUAUAAGGAAUGUGGCAACAGAAACUUUUAAACAAAAGUUUGUUUAUGUUGGGCAAGAAGGGGGUAAAUUGAUAGCAGUUUAUCAGUUGAUAUGA
Messenger RNA from Entrophospora sp. SA101, 1317 nucleotides. Lineage: Eukaryota; Fungi; Glomeromycota; Glomeromycetes; Entrophosporales; Entrophosporaceae. The record is from the annotation of a GenBank genome assembly.